Messenger RNA from Peromyscus californicus insignis, 8875 nucleotides. RefSeq names its product tetratricopeptide repeat domain 39B (gene Ttc39b). The coding region runs from base 325 to 2076 and encodes 583 amino acids. The record is from RefSeq and is a predicted model, not a curated record. Lineage: Eukaryota; Metazoa; Chordata; Mammalia; Rodentia; Cricetidae. Gene Ontology annotation, biological process: regulation of cholesterol metabolic process; negative regulation of cholesterol storage; cholesterol homeostasis. Gene Ontology annotation, molecular function: protein binding. The transcript has 19 exons.
GAAGCAGCCGCCACAGCCACAGCCAUGAGUAUAGCUGCCACUGUAACUGACAGGUCUUAAAUUCAGCCCUGCAGGGCUCCGGGGCUGUCAGAUGCCUCCUUACUUCUCUGCCGGGCUCUGGCAAUUGAACGUCUCUUUGGAGACCAGGGAACGAGCCACAAGUUGAAGGUUUCUGUUGGUUUUUAUAUUGAGGAAUGGCUCUUUCUUUAGUUGGCUUUUAAAAAGAUCUGGUAGAAGAGAGGGAAAGACGGACGGCUUCAUAGUGGAACCCUGUUCUUUCCUCUGAAGUUACAGCUGCUGUGAGCCCGUGAGUCUCCCUCGGACAUGGCAACAAGCGGCUUUCACUUCGUACCAUGUGACACCAAACGGGCAUCCAGACAGCUUGGAGCAUCUGCUGUGGGCAGUUCAUCAGCCAAGGUGGAUCUCAAGAGUGGUCUGGAAGAGUGUGCGGAGGCAUUGAACUUAUUUCUAAGUAACAAAUUUAAAGAUGCCUUAGAGUUGCUUCGUCCAUGGGCCAAGGAGAGCAUGUACCAUGCCUUGGGAUACAGUACCAUUGUGGUGUUGCAGGCUAUCAUGACCUUUGAGCAACAGGACAUCCAGAAUGGCAUUUCUGCCAUGAAGGACGCCUUGCAAACCUGCCAGAAAUACAGGAAAAAAUGCACAGUUGUGGAGUCCUUCUCAAGUCUCCUGUCUCGGGGGUCGCUGGAACAGCUGAGUGAAGAGGAAAUGCAUGCAGAAAUCUGUUAUGCCGAGUGUCUCCUACAGAAAGCAGCACUCACGUUUGUGCAGGAUGAAAAUAUGAUCAACUUCAUCAAAGGUGGACUCAAAAUUAGAACAAGUUACCAAAUAUAUAAAGAGUGCCUUUCCAUCCUGCACGUGAUUCAAAAGAACAAACAAGAACAGCACUUCUUCUAUGAGUUUGAAGGAGGUGUCAAGCUCGGAACAGGGGCCUUUAACUUGAUGCUGUCUCUUUUACCAGCAAGAAUUAUCAGAUUGCUAGAAUUUAUUGGAUUUUCUGGAAACAGGGACCUAGGCCUCCUGCAGCUACGGGAAGGCGCGUCAGGAACUAGCAUGCGGUCCCCGCUCUGUUGCCUUACCAUCCUGGCCUUUCAUACCUACAUCUCCCUUAUUCUCGGUACAGGAGAAGUGAACGUGGUGGAAGCAGAGAGUCUCCUCGCACCCUUCCUUCAGCAGUUCCCAAAUGGCUCGCUCAUACUGUUCUAUCAUGCCCGAAUCGAGCUGCUGAAGGGCAAUGCUGAGAAGGCUCAAGAAACGUUUCGAAAAUGCAUUUCAGUUCAAGAAGAGUGGAAACAGUUUCACCAUCUCUGUUACUGGGAGUUAAUGUGGAUUUAUAUAUACCAACAAAAUUGGAUGCAGGCGUAUUAUUAUUCAGACCUCCUUUGCAAAGAGAGUAAAUGGUCCAAGGCAACAUAUGUGUUCUUGAAAGCUGCCAUUUUGAGCAUGCUUCCAGAGGAGGAUGUGGCGACGACUAAUGAGAAUGUGGUGGCUCUGUUCAGACAGGUAGAUGGCUUGAAGCAGAGGAUCGCGGGGAAAUCUCUUCCAACUGAGAAGUUCGCUGUGAGGAAGGCUCGUCGGUACUCACCCUCCUCAGGCGCCCCAGGAAAGCUCGUCCUGCCUGCCCUGGAGAUGAUGUACGUCUGGAAUGGCUUUUCAAUAGUGGGCAAGAGAAAGGACCUUUCUGAAAACCUCUUGGUGACUGUGGAGAAGGCUGAGGCAGCUUUACAAAAUCAGAACUUUACUGACUCGGUGGAUGAUGAGUGCUUAGUGAAACUGCUAAAAGGAUGCUGCCUCAAGAACUUACAGCGGCCCUUGCAAGCUGAGCUGUGUUUCAACUACGUUGUGGAAAGUGAAAAGCUACUGAAGUAUGACCACUAUCUGGUGCCAUUCACUCUGUUUGAGUUGGCAUUUUUGUAUAAAAGCCAAGGGGAAGUUGACAAGGCCAUAAAGGCCCUCGAAACUGCAAGAAACAACUACAAAGACUACUCCUUGGAGUCCAGACUACAUUUCAGAAUUCAAGCAGCCCUUCACCUCUGGAGGAAGCCGUCCUCAGACUGAUGGGUUGAUGGGAAAGCACAGGCGGCAUCCCCCAGUUAACACGGACUCUUGCUGUGGAGAUCAGUCAAGGUGGAGCCGCGAUCCUUUGACUAAGGAAGGAGACUCUGUUGGCAGGUGCUUCCUGUCACCUGAGUGGCUUAGUGGUGGUCUACCUAUUUUCCCCAAUGGAAUGGCAUUCAAUAUUGUAUAGAAAUUCUUAUACUCUGCCUUUAAAAAGAAUUUCACAUUAGAUUUCAAUUGAGGGACGAAGUCUUUUAAAAGACUGGCAGGUACAAUAAAGUCUAGUUAGAUUAUUUAUUUUUUUAAUGUGAAAAUUAAUAUUGUUCAGGUAGCAAAUGGCUUUAUAAGCGGGGCCAUUUUUAGAUUGGCUUGUCCUUUAAACUUCAGAGAUAUUUUAUUGCUUAGUAUUUAAAUCUCAGAGCAGAAAUAAAUAUCACAUCUAAGAUAAUAUAACAAUGGGUUUCUGAAGGUUCUGGAAGAGAGAAGCAGAGGUCCCGAGGGGUGAGGAAAGAUGAUGCAGUUGUAAGUUCUCAGCUUUCUGCUUUCUCACUGGUUGAAAUGGUGGCAUUUUUCAGAAACUAUCCUGUAUUUGAAUGUACUCCUAUCUGAUCCAGUAAUAGCGUUCAGCCAUGUAGACGCAUUUCUUAUGUAUCUGUGGGAAGAAAAAGCUGUAUUUUAGAACUCCCUAACCUUAGUGCUGAAGCCUGAAAUAUAGACUAUGACUACUUUUCUUAUAGGAAGGAAAGAUCCCUGUUGCUUUAAAUGAUAUGUAAAAUAUCAGUCAUUUUUAUACUAGGAUGUGGCUGGGCCAGCGCUGAUAGGUUUGUUUUGUUUAAACAUCUGGGCUGUAUUUUGGUUCUCUGAGUAGGAACCAGAGCUAGAGCAUGGAGCCAGAAGAGCCAGGCUCUGCUACUGGUGAGCAGAUGACCUUUCUGGAGUCCCUAUACCUGUCAAUCACUGUAUCUUCCUCAUUUGUGAAAUACAAAAAGGACAGGUGACUUUAACUCUCUCUGAGUUUUACAGCCAUGAAUCUGUGUAUUAGGUGUUUUCAACAAUGUUUAGCAUUUAAUCCACAUUCUUCCCAUCUGGAAUGUUUCAUAGUGUUUUUUUUCAGUCCCCCUCCUCCUCCUAAUCCACCACCAAUAGUAGUUGUCACAGCUACGGGCCAGAUUCCAUCCAGUGAGGAAAAACAAACAGUUCGUGAGUCCAUGAAUCGGGUUUUUGCCCCGUUUACUUAUCUGGAUGAUGGGCAGCUCCACCUUCCCUAGGCGGAGCCCUGAAUUUGUAGUUAGGAGUCCCUCUCUGUUGGGGAAUAGUUCACAAUGUAAGCAGACGACCUACCUUUUCUAGGACUUGGAUUUUCCAGUGGGAAUGGCAAGGCAGCACCCGGUGCUCUGAGGCCUCAGUCCAGUGGUGCCUUUGGUAGCUUUCUGUGCAUUGGGGAGUGAGUCUGAUGAUUACGGCUUUGUGUGUGAGUACAGUCCCUAUAAAGAACCAGCUGAGUCUUUGGGCUCUCAGUAACAUGAGAUGAGUGUGGGCAGUCAGAAACCUCAUAUUCAUGCAUUCAGCACCGACAGCGGCCCAAAUUAUGGAGUCGCACCUGCUGCCCCCUGCUGCAGUUCCCCAUGCUCAGCAGGUGUUGGUGUGUUACUUAAGGAACCAUUUCUUGACCAACGUUGAGGAAGUUCCUUGAAGAAGAUGAUUAAUACACUUUGAGUCAGAGGACCAUCCCUUCAGAUAACAUGGGGGCAGAUACCAUAUCACAUUAAUAUAAAUUAUACAACUAGCUACAGAUAAAAGGGAAAUAAAUUGCUAUGAUAUUGUAGAAAUAUGUUCAAUAAUUAUAUAUAUAAUUUUGAAGAAGAGUUUAUAAAUUCUUUAGAAGAGCUUUAAUAACAUUAUUUUUAAAACAUAUAUAUAUAUAUAUAUAUAUAUUCAUAUUAUUAAAGAAUAUAGCUGGGUGUGGUGGCACAUUCCUUUAAUCCCAGGACUUGGGAGGCAGGAGUAGGCAGAUCUCUGAGUUUGAGGCCAGCCUGAUCUACAUAGUGAGUUUCAGGCCAGCCAGAGCUACAUAGUGAAACCAUGUCUCCAAAAAGAAACACAAAAAGAAUAUAUACCCAUAUUAUAUGAGAAACUGUCAGAGCUCAUGGUCUAUAACAAAUUCCCAUUCUGGUAUAAAAUGAAAAAAUAAUUAAGGUAAAACACCUAUUUUAGGGGCUGGUGAGAUGGCUCAGCAUUAAGAACACUCGCUGCUUUUCCUCUUCUGGCCUCUGUAGGUACCCAAACAGACACGGCAUAUGUUCACAUAGAAGAAACACACCCAUACACAUAAGUAGAGAAGCUUUUUUUAAAUGACCACUUUGACAUUAUCGAAGAAAUUCACCUGUGUCAUUUUGUUUUGUGUUUUUCUUGUUCUUGUUACUCACAUUCUCUUCAGCAGGGUGGACCGUCUAUCUAGGGCCUUUAUAAAUACUGUAAUAGAGUUAAUGCCACAGACGUUUAUCUGUUUCCUGUCAUGUUCACUGUACUGGCACCAGUUUCUUAGGAUGCUUGUAAGGAUCGAUCGUCUCUUAAAAUCUGUUUAGUGAGGAGCAAGUGCCUAGGGACAGCAGUCAUCUGAUCAUCUUGCGGAGAGGCACAGGUGCUGGAUUGGGGUUCCAGUGUGUCCAAUGACAGUUUGUGUAGCCGCUGGUGGAACUGCCUCUGUUCAUCUUACAUCGGGAGGCGGUGUUCCGAUCAGUGCCAUGUAAAUAUAAAGGUGGUGUGUCGGAGCCUUGGCGAGUAGGAAACAGUUAAUUGCACCAACUCCAUGUAUAUUUGAACGCUUGCUCUUCCUGCGUGUAAGAUGUGUUCUCCAGUAACAGAGCAGACAGUUUAGUGGCUUUCCGAGGAGUCAGUAGGUAGGAGCUACAGGGAGAUAAAUUCCAGAUUCCUGGGUGCGAAGGACAAUCUGCAGUCAUUAGAGUAACCCAAGAGUCCCACCAGCUCUUGGGAAGGGGUGAGUUCAGCAGUACUGGGUGGCCGUCGUUCCUCCCUGGUCGAGUGGCUGGGUUAGUGGAACUGGAGGGCAGGCCAUUCUACAGUUUCUCGGUCAGGGCUUAAAGCCUGUGGUGUGGGAGGGUAGAAAGCCAGAGCCCCUCUUCAAAUAGAAAGAAGUGCAUGGUCCUUUCUCCGUCAUUCUGUUGUGAUGGGCCCGAACACAUCUGCUGUUAAUGCUCGUCACGAUUCUGUAUCUCACCCAUCCCCGUGAGGUCUGUUACCUUUUCCAGUACAGCCCCCACUCCCUGGGCAGUGAGAGGAAUUUAAAAUCGGUCUUCAUGACCAAGUGGAAAAUGAAUUCUGGAAUUAUUCCAGCUAAUCCUCUAGACUUUGAUUUUGCUAUUUCUUUCCUCCCCAUUGUUGUAGCCCUUGCAUUCCUGAAUCACCAGUUCCGGUACAGCUUGUUGAAAUUAGUUAAUAAGGCUCGGUGAUUGAAAUCCUCAGCGUUUGUGAUUCAUCAGGUCUGGGUCUUAGAAAACGAUUUUGUCCUUUUCAGCCGUUGAGUGUAUUACUUCUUCAGCCCUUCUCUGUCAGCUGCGCUAGCCACUUGUCCACUGUGGCUCCUCCCCUCCUGAAGUGGCCGUGGGCGGUGGGACCGUCCUUCUUGCCUGCAGCAGUUCUCAGAGGCUUCCUGGGCUCUUGCCCCCUGGCAUUCUGGCAUGCACUUGCUGUCCACUGUGACUGCCCAUUCCUCGUCUGGUACAUUGUCUUGUUUCAAAUCUCUCAGUGGUUUACUUUUUCUCUUUAAGUGCCCUUACACUUUCAUCCUUCCUGAGUAUUUGACAGAUGAACAUUGGUCUCACCCACCUCAUGCCCCUGUGAACUCCUUGUGUGCCCAUCUAAAAGUCUUUAUUUUUAAGAUUGCUAGGUUAGUCUUAUUUUAUAAACUAUCUUUGCAUGUCACAAUUGUUAGGUAGCUUUCAUGAAUAAGAUAAUUUCUGAAAAAUUUAGUGAACCCUUUGUGAUACUUUUUUUUACUUUAUCAACUUGCUAACAUUGACCCUCUUCACUAGUCCAACAUACUAUUUAAAGAUUGUUAGGCAUAAUUUAUUCACUUAAGGAAUAACAUGGAAGAUGAUUUUUCUAAAUUUAAAUAUUUUAUGCCCUCCAGUUGCCUAAGUAUUUUGAGUGUGUGUAUAUUAUGAUAUACAAAAAUACAAAUUUUAAUCUCUUUAAGCACCUCUUUAUUAGAUACAGUGAUAGAGCUAAUGUAUCAAUAGACUGGUCUAUAGAUAAGUAAUAUAAAACAACCCAUAUUGCCUAAGCUUUCUUGCCCUUUUAGGAGUGGAAGGGUUUCUUCAAAUUGCUCUCCCACAGCCCAGUUACAUAUUUUACUGUAUGUAUUAGAUUUCUAGACCCCUGCCUCCCUAGUUGGUAUCUUGAUCAAUUGUACAUUUGCUAUUAGCAUUUAUUAUUUUAGAAUGUUGAACUUCAAGUGUAAUGUAAAGGGCACAUCAGACUGUCGUCAAGGAAGAUGGACUUGGUGUGAGUGCUUCCGUGUGAUCUGGAGAGACUUUUGUGUUUCAGUCCGUUCUAGCCCAUUUAUAAACUUCAUUCCUUCAGAAGGAAGUGACAGAAGAGCUCUUCUGUGUGUUGAGAUGGCUGAGCAGGUUCUCAGCCUGAGCCAUGCAGAAAGACUAAGCCCCGUGCCCUCCUGUGUGCAGUCCAGUGACAUGUGUUCAGCACAGUUACACUGCACCAGGCCUGUGCGCAAAGAUCAAAGCAGAUGCCUCACUGUAUUUAAAUAAUAAAGAAUUCUGUACAUGCCUAGAGGUUGAAUUUUAUUUUGUUUUAUUUAUUUAUUUAUUUAUUUUUUGUGGUGCUAGAAAUGGAACCCCGAGGACUGGUGCAUGCUCUACCACUGAGUAGGAAAAAUCAAGGUGCAGUAGGAACAAGCUACUGACGGUAAACACAUAGUACACCCUGUUUGCUAACUCAGUAGUUCUUAGAAGUGUCUAAUUUAAAGGAUGAACACGGGACAUGUGCAUAUUACAUUGGGUGUAUUUGUUUUAUGCCACCUUAACUUUUUUUUUCUUUAAUCCUUUGAAUUAAAAGUCUUGGUAGUUUGGGUACAAAAGAAAAUAAAAAGAAAUUGUUUUCAGUGGAACAGAACUGAAAAUGAGUGUAUCGGAAUAACUGAGCUCAUUAAAGAAUAUUACUUACAUUUAUUUUUGAAGGAAUUGCUUUGAGUUUGAAGUCUACUCAGUUUGAAGGUGUGGCACAUUCUGCUUGAGGAAUUAGACAGACCUCUGACUUCAGUCUUAUCUUUAAUAGAGCAGAAUGCACAGGUUGCAAUUUGGGAGAUAGUAAAUGAAUAUAAAUAAUUUUCACAAAUUCCCUUUUUUCCAGAAGUGUUUUCCCCCACAGUAGACCGUUAACUGCUUUCUGUUCGGCUCUCCUCUUGCCUCCUCCUGUCCUGGGGCAUAAACCAAGGGUGCGGGCACACUGCUAAGCAAGCACUGGGCCACUGAGCACCCAGCCCAAGUGAAUUAUUUUUAAGGAAGUAAUUUACACGAAGAGAGAGAUUGUCAUAAGUGUUUGAAAUCUCAGGCUUUUGGUUCUGUUUAAUGAUGUAAGAAAAUAGCACUGUUGGGUCCAGAUUACCCAGGAUUUACAGAGACAGCGUGUGCUCAGAGAUGGGUGCUGCACUCAGUCACCGUUUCAUGGGAAUUUUAGAGCUAAGUGUUGUUCAUCAUUUUUCCUUGUGUUGACUGUUGGCAUCUGAAUGAAUAUUAGCUGUCUCUUUAUAGAUUACUAUUUUAAAAUAUUUAUUGCAGAUGUUCAUAGAAUGCUCAGUUUUUGGUGCAAGUUAUAUACAAAGGCAUAUAUAUAUAUACGUACAUAUAUAUUUAAUAACUGAGAUGUAUUAUUUUUAUUGCACAACUUAUUUCCAAAGCAAAUUUACUUUGUGGGUGUUUGUCUUUUGAGAUUUUUUUUUUGCCUCAAAAAUACAAAAAGUAAACCUUUCUUCCCUUCUGGCCUGAAAGAGGCCUUCAUGAUAACGUUACCUUUUCACUUAUUUUUGGAGUAGGCAAAAUUAAAGGCAUUUGUAAACCAAUUAAGAGUUUCCGGUUGAAUCAUCGGCACUCACAUCUGUACUUAGCGUUCAGUGUCGUGCUGGUCGGACUGGGAGGCAUCCUGCCUCAGUCUUCUUUCCUCGUUGUACUGAGCGUGGUCUUCCGAAGUUCAUUCUCAGCAGUCAGUCCUACAGAGAAAGCCGUUUUAAACAUGGAAGGUGAGGACUCUUUGUAAAAUGAAUGUGUUAAUAACAUCCAUCUGCUAAUCAGUGAAUUAGGCUCAGGUCCUAGAGAGGGAAGAGGCCAUCUAGAGAGCUUUCCCUCAGUCAAGGAGGAAGAAGAAAGUGCGAACUGAUAUUUGUCAUGUAAAAGCUGUGUUCCCAUGACUUUUCAUAUGCUGAUUUUGUGUUACUCGUUAUCCUCUGUGAUGUGUAAGUGAAUGUAGAUAAAGAUUUAAAUUUUCAACAUGAAGACAACAGUUCCUGUUUCUAUUUUUACAAUUUAGACAGUUUUGAAAACAGAUGUCUUAUUAGAAAUUGUAUUUUUAAGUGCAAAUAAAUCAAUUUGAAAGUCAUUAUGUUUCCUUUCCCUUCCUUUGUACCUUGUAGAAGGCUCCUUGUUAGAUGCAUAUUUAAGUUGCCAGAUUGUUUUCAGAAUUCUCUAUUUUCGUAUUGCUGUAACCAGUCUACCUACAGUGUGCAAUUGAUUUGUUAUUUAAAUAAAUGAUACCUGAUGGAAUUACA